This is a messenger RNA of Aricia agestis (brown argus), 2421 nucleotides long. Its product is annotated as A disintegrin and metalloproteinase with thrombospondin motifs adt-2-like. Gene Ontology annotation, molecular function: metalloendopeptidase activity. Bases 1 to 2307 code for a protein of 768 amino acids. The transcript has 13 exons. Gene Ontology annotation, biological process: proteolysis. NCBI's taxonomy places the organism in Eukaryota, Metazoa, Arthropoda, Insecta, Lepidoptera, Lycaenidae. The record is from RefSeq and is a predicted model, not a curated record.
AUGGCUCGGUUGUGGCUUGUGCUUGUGAUUGUGAUCGCGCUACGAGCGGCCAGCCCCGCGCGUUUUCCGAACAUUCUACCUACUGGCGGUUGGUGGUCAAGUGGUGCUAGCGAGGUGCAGGUGGUGUACUUGCCAGCUUUACUUCCUCGCGAGGCGCAGGCGGACGGGGAGGACCAGCCCAAUGAUGUCCCCCUGCCGUAUAGCUUUGAUGCUUUUGGAAGGAAGUUUGAUUUACAGCUGGUGCCGAACAGGCGGCUGUUGUCGAGGUCGUUCCGCGUGUUCGCCGGCGCGGGGGAGGAGGGGAAGUUGUCGGCGGUGGAUGCGACCUGCCACUACAUACACACGUCCCCCGGUGCGGUCGCCGCGUUCAGCGCGUGCAGGGAUCAUGCGCUUCACGGCCUGAUUGUCACCAAUAACUCGGCCUACGAAGUGCAACCACUGAAGUCUGGUACCGGCAGAGCCGCGGAAGACGAUGGACGGACGGCUCACAUCAUCCGUCGGGCUACUCCUCCCACUCCCCCUCAUGAUGAUGACAGGCCCUUACGGUAUAGGGUCCGACAUCCAAGAGCUUGGCCCAACAGACCUCCCCCUAAGUCCUACACUGUGGAGGUAGCACUAUUCCUGGAUGAAGCCGCCUACAAAAUAUUCUAUCCGUUGAUGAACUACAAUGAAGCUGAUCUGCGGGAUAUGCUGCUGGCUUAUAUAAAUGGGGUGCAAGCGCUAUACCACCACUCCUCCCUGGGCACGGCGAUCCAACUAUCCCUAGUGCGGCUGACGCUCCUCCGGUCUCAACCCAGUGCGCUGCCGGCGCACGCGGAGCGCGGCCGCCUUCUCGACUCCUUCUGCGCGUACCAGCGAGACUUGAAUGUGGAGGAUGAUGAUGAUCCUCAACAUUGGGAUAUGGCGCUGCUGCUUUCUGGGCUAGACUUCUACUCCGACGAGGGUGGGUCUAUAAACACGGUGACGAUGGGCCUGGCACCGGUGGGCGGCGUGUGUCUGCCGGCGCACGCGUGCGUUGUCUCCGAGUUCGGGACGACGGACCGCCACAAUCGCCCAUAUCCUUCCGCUGGGUUUACUUCCGUGUACAUCCUGGCGCACGAGAUUGGACACAACCUGGGCAUGCACCACGACGGUUCCGGCAACUCGUGUGCUCGUGAUGGGUACAUCAUGUCGCCGUCGCGCGGUACACACGGCGAGGCCACGUGGUCGCCCUGCAGCGCCAGGGUUGUUGCUGAUUUGCAAUGGGCGACAUGCCUGUUCGACGGCGACGACGAGGCCGCACCGAGCGAGUUGGCCCACGAGCGGUACCACGACGCGCCCGGACAGCUGUGGGGAGCCAAGAAACAGUGCGAGGUGUUACUGCGGGACCGCGACGCGGCGCCGACGGGCGGGGGUCAGUGCGCGCAGCUCGCGUGUCGCUCCCCGCACCGACCCGGACACUACUACGCCGGCCCCGCGCUGCCCGGCACGCCCUGCGGUCCGGGGAAGUGGUGUCAAGGCGGCGAGUGCGUCGCUCAGUCCACCGAAUCUCGACCAUCAUCAGAAAAAACUUCCACAUCUGGCAAUUGGGGGUCUACAACCACCCCCGGCACAUGGGGGUCCACGGAGACCCCGGCGGGGACGUGGGGCGAGUGGCAGGCGAGCACGUGCCGGUCGGGGUGCACGGUGCGCGGGCGCGGGGCGAGCGAGCGCCGCCGCAAGUGCCCCGACGCGGAGUGCCAGGGCUCCGCGUAUGAUGUUGUGCUUUGUGAUGAUACUAAGGUGUGCGGCAAGAAGAAGCGGUCAAGCGCGAACGAGUUGGCAGCGCGACGCUGCUCGGAGUACGCGGCCAAGCUGCCCGAGCUGGACCCGCGGGGUGGGGGUCUACAGGCACCCCACGAUCCCACGCGCAUGUGGAUGGGUUGUGCGGUGUUCUGCCGGCGCGCGGGCGGCGGGGGUUUCUACGCACCCCGCGUGGAGCUCAACGGGGUCGGCCUGGACCCCUACCUGCCUGAUGGUACCUGGUGCCAUCACGACGGCCGUACACACUACUACUGCAUGCAGCAUCACUGUCUACCAGAGAACUUCAAGAUAUCCGCCCAGUUUCACAUCUGGGAGCUACCCAGUGAGGACAUCGGGGGCUCCUUCAACGCCCGAGCCCGGUCUGACGACAGCGAGAUGGCAGCAUAUAGAAGCUACUUCUCAUUAGACGAGAGCGGGAAACCCUUCGCCCGGUCGGUAAUGGCGCCUCAAGUUCCAGAGGAGUCGGAGAAUGACUGGGAGGUUAUGGACUAUGUGGAGAUUGAUAGGAAUGAUACUAUGGUUUAGUGGUAGUGUUGGUAACGUAGCGGAGUCGGUAUCAAUGUAUUUCGGCGCUGGACCAGCAUUUAGGUGACGCAUAACUUUGAGAUCGUUAGCAAGAUGGCUUACAAAUUUUGCCGU